Messenger RNA from Symbiodinium pilosum, 1239 nucleotides. NCBI's taxonomy places the organism in Eukaryota, Dinophyceae, Suessiales, Symbiodiniaceae. The record is from the annotation of a GenBank genome assembly.
AUGGCGGACCCGGACCAGGGGAUGGUGAAGGCCAUUUUCUUGGUGGGCCGUGGUGGAGGAGGGCAUAUGGCAGCUGCGAGGGCUCUUCAGCAGUGUGUCCUGGACAAUGCAGAGUCGGUCAUUGACUGCGUUGAGAUUGUGGACGGCGGAGGUCUAGCCGAGCUGGCUAUCUCCGGAGACAUGCUUCCCAGCGGUGACGACAUCUACAACUACUUCAUGCAGAUAGGGUUUUACACGAUGGCGGGAAUGUUGGGAAACAUCGCUGCCUUCGGCAUCCGCAUGAACCAGGCAGCAAUAGAAGAAGUCUUUGAGGAGUACUGGCAUGUCAAAAAGCCAUCCAUUGUGGUUUCCUUCGUUCCUUUCCUCAACCCGGCAAUGCGAACUUCGCUGCUGCGAGUUCUUCCUCACUGCCGGUUUGUCACGGUUAUCACGGACAUGGCAAAUUGUCGUGAGCAUCCUUGGAUAGACCGACAUGACGCAAGCGCGGUGAAUCACACCAUUGUGGUCGGGAACGAGACUCUUGAAUCUCAGGCAAUGGAGAUAGGAUGGCCAUCUUCCGCACUACUACGGACCUCAGGCAUGAUCAUUCACCCGAACUUCUACGAGGCGAAGGCCAAAAACCACGGCGCCACGUCGAAGACGAUGGUCAUCUUCUUCGGGGGCACCGCGCCCAUGCGUGUGGGGCAAAUUGCAAGAAAGCUCUCCGCGGCACAUCCAGAAAUGGAGAUCGUGGUUCUCUGUGGAAGGAAUGCUGAGCUGCAAGGGCAGCUGCAGGACUUUGUCCAGCAAGGAGGUGGGCGCCACGUCGUAGAGGGCUUCGUGAGCUCGGACAAAGUUCGCGACUACUUCGCAAAGGCGUUUUGCGUGCUGGGCAAGGCGGGCCCAGGUGUAGCUGCAGAGGCAAUUGCCUGUGGUGUUCCAAUGCUGAUCGAGAGCGCGAACGUGAUGCCGCAGGAGCAGCCUGUGUUGGACUACCUGACCAACUCCGGUGCUGGUCUGGUGGUCAAGGACUUGGAGAAUCUUCCAGAAGAUCUGACCCAGAAGGUGGAUGAGUGCCGGAGCGCGAUCGCCGCCAUGCCGGCCAACAAUGCCGUGUUUGAGGUGGCGAAUCAUCUCGACAAGCUUGUCAUCAUGAACAGACAUGCUGGUGACCUCGAAGAAGCCUGCGAGCGGACCCCCCUUCGGGAGGAAGGUGGCCAGCGGCCAAUGGUGAUUGGUGCACCGAUGGAGGUGGGUUGA